AAAGUGAAAUGGAGAGAGAGAGAGGAUUAGAGCACGCCCCUGAAGCCCAUUUUCAGUUAAUAGUUUUACCUUCCCGAUCGAGUCGCGUGUGCACGGGAACCAUGCGCGCUUUUCAAGGGGGACGAAACUAACCUUUUCACCUCUUUUGGGAUGUGAAGAAUGUAGCUAGACUACACGUAUGUGUUAUUUACAUUAAACAGUAUUUUGAGUAAAUAGUUCGUUUUGUUGAUGAACUCUGCAAGAUACACAGAGUAUAGCUGUAGUUUUUGCAGCGGGUUGUAGCCUACGUGCGUUCUGGACGGUUGACUAAUGUGGAUCAGCGGACAGGGCACGCGACUCGAGUUGUUUAUUAUAACGUUUUACAAUACCACGGUAGGCUUCGAGGAGGAGUAGCCUACAUAGGAAACCGGGAAACCUGGGCAAGGUGGGGCAGAACCGGAGACCGUAAACGGGAUUAUUGAAAAACUCACGUUGCCUUGAAGCUUCGCACCGUAGUUGAACCACCGCAGCUACGCAGCGUUUUGGGGGAAAAAUAUUUUUCUAACCCAUUGGAAUUGGGGAAGCUUUAUUCCCAACUCCUUGGCGAUUAGUCUACGCUUCAAGUAGCCUAGGCUACAGAGAGCAGAACAGUUUGUAUUCACAAAAACGUCCGUUUGUUGUGAUUAUUUGCUUUGGAACAUACGUUUCAGGACGGAUUUGCGGGGAAUUAUUUCCCCAGCCUCGCUGGACCAUGGCGGACGACGACGUACUGUUUGAAGAUGUGUACGAGCUGUGUGAGGUCAUUGGAAAGGGUCCGUUCAGCGUGGUGAGGAGAUGUAUCAACAGAGACACAGGACAGCAGUUUGCUGUGAAGAUUGUAGAUGUGGCCCAGUUUACCUCCAGCCCUGGACUCAGCACAGAGGAUCUGAAGAGAGAGGCCAGUAUCUGCCACAUGCUGAAGCACCCUCACAUCGUAGAGCUGGUGGAGACAUACAGCUCAGAUGGCAUGCUCUACAUGGUCUUCGAGUUUAUGGAUGGAGCAGACCUGUGUUUUGAGAUCGUGAAGAGGGCAGAUGCUGGCUUUGUGUACAGUGAAGCAGUGGCCAGUCACUACAUGAGACAGAUCCUAGAGGCACUACGGUAUUGCCAUGACAACAACGUCAUCCAUCGAGACGUGAAGCCCCACUGUGUCCUCCUGGCGUCUAAAGAGAACAGCGCUCCAGUGAAGCUGGGAGGGUUCGGCGUGGCCAUCCAACUGGGAGAGUCAGGACUGGUGGCUGGAGGUCGUGUAGGAACACCCCACUUCAUGGCCCCAGAGGUGGUGAAGAGGGAGCCUUAUGGUAAGCCAGUAGAUGUGUGGGGCUGUGGCGUCAUCCUCUUCAUCCUGCUCUCUGGCUGCCUGCCCUUCUACGGCACAAAGGAACGCCUGUUUGAAGCCAUCUGCAGAGGCAAAUACAAGGUAUUAAACCCCAGGCAAUGGGGCCAUAUCUCAGAGAGCGCUAAAGACCUGGUGAGACGGAUGCUCAUGCUGGACCCUGCAGAGAGAAUCACUGUCUACGAGGCGCUCAACCACCCCUGGCUCAAGGAGAGAGACCGUUAUGCCUAUAAGAUCCACCUGCUAGAGACGGUGGAACAGCUGAGGAAGUUCAACGCCAGGAGAAAGCUCAAGGGAGCCGUACUGGCAGCAGUCUCCAGCCACAAGUUUAACUCCUUCUACGGAGAUCCACCAGAGGAGAUGCCUGACUUCUCUGAAGACCCCACAUCCUCGGGACUACUUGCAGCAGAAAGGGCUGUGUCUCAGGUGCUGGACAGUCUUGAGGAGAUCCAUGCGUUGACCGACUGCAGUGAGAAAGAUAUGGACUUCCUACACAGUGUCUUCCAAGACGAGCAUCUACACACACUACUAGAUCUUUACGACAAGAUCAACACCAAGUCCUCCCCCCAGAUCAGAAACCCCUCUAGCGAUGCUGUGCAGAGAGCCAAAGAGUCACCCCUGACUCCUCCUAUGAGGACCAACAACAUCAUCAGAGGUCACAUGUAUAACUGUCCCUCCCUGUGUCCUCCUCCUGGUCUAAAGAGCUCCACCCAAGACGACGCAAGUGCCGCUUUGAAACACCUGGAAUAUGUAUUGGAAGAGAUCUCUUGUUACCCGGAGAACCACGACGUCAAGGAGCUCAGACGGAUACUGACCCAGCCGCACUUUAUGGCCUUGCUCCAGACCCAUGACGUGGUGGCCCAUGAGGUGUACAGUGAUGAGGCUCUGAGGGUCACGCCCCCGCCCACCUCGCCCUACCUGAACGGAGAAUCGCCCGAGAGCACCAACGGGGACAUGGACCUGGAGAACGUGACUCGAGUACGACUGGUGCAGUUCCAGAAGAACACUGACGAACCUAUGGGCAUCACGCUGAAGAUGAACGAUCUGAACCACUGUAUCGUAGCCAGGAUAAUGCAUGGAGGAAUGAUCCACAGACAAGGAACACUGCAUGUAGGAGACGAGAUCAGAGAGAUCAACAGCAUCAGUGUGGCCAACCAGACCGUAGAGCAACUCCAGAGGAUGUUGAAAGAGAUGCGAGGCAGCAUCACCUUUAAGAUAGUGCCAAGCUACCGGACACAAGGAUCCUCCUGUGAGAGAGAGUCCCCCUCCACCUCCAGGCAAUCCCCUGCCAAUGGCACUGGCCACUCCAGUGUUAACAGUUCUAUCUUGGAUCUGCCGUCUACCAUCCAACCCAAGGGUCGACAGAUGGUCGUACCCAGACCUCCAAUCAAGGAUAAAAUGUCCAUCAAGAUCUAUGUGAGGGCCCAGUUUGAGUAUGACCCCUCCAGAGAUGACCUCAUCCCAUGCAAGGAGGCCGGGAUUCCCUUCCGGGUCGGUGACAUCAUCCAGAUCAUCAGUAAGGACGACCACAACUGGUGGCAGGGCAAACUGGAGAACACCAAGAACGCCACCGCAGGGCUCAUACCCUCACCAGAACUCCAGGAGUGGCGUGUGGCAUGUAUAGCCAUGGAGAAGACUAAGCAGGAGCAGCAGGCCAGCUGUACCUGGUUUGGCAAGAAGAAGAAGCAGUACAAAGACAAGUACCUGGCCAAGCACAACGCAGUAUUCGACCAACUAGAUCUCGUCACGUAUGAAGAGGUUGUGAAACUGCCUGCGUUUAAGAGGAAAACACUAGUCUUGUUAGGUGCCCAUGGAGUGGGCAGAAGACACAUCAAGAACACACUCAUCACAAAACACCCGGACAGAUUUGCCUACCCCAUCCCACAUACGACCAGACUUCCUAAGAAGGACGAGGAGAACGGGAAGAACUACUACUUUGUGUCACAUGACCAGAUGAUGCAGGACAUCAGUAACAAUGACUACCUGGAGUACGGUAGUCACGAGGACGCCAUGUACGGCACGCGGCUAGAGACCAUUCGCCAGAUCCACGAGCAGGGACUCAUCUCCAUACUGGACGUAGAGCCACAGGCUUUGAAGGUCCUGCGGACAGCAGAGUUUGCUCCCUACGUUGUUUUCAUCGCCGCGCCAACCAUCACCCCUGGCAUCAACGAGGAUGAGUCAUUGCAGCGUCUUCAGAAGGAGUCAGAGAUUCUUCAGAAGACCUAUGCCCAUUACUUUGACCAGACCAUAAUCAACAACGAGAUAGACGAGACCAUCAGACACCUAGAGGAGGCUAUAGACCUGGUCUGUACCACUGCACAGUGGAUCCCUGUGUCCUGGGUCUACUGAGGAUAGGAAGGAGCACCUUCUCUCCUCCCCUCUGUGUCUUUCUGGGUCCACUGUACCUGUAUAGACACCACCCCCUCCCUCUCCCCUCCAAUGACUCCUCUCUUUCUCUCCUCCCUCCUCCCUUUCUCACUGGGGAUGCAUCUCUGCGAUAACUCCCAUCAUUCCUUCGGAAAAGCACCUCAACCAAUCAGAAACCUCUGUGUACUGCACAUGACCUUCAGCAGCCAAUGAAACUCUGCCCUUACAGACUACCUAGCCGUAGUGUUGUAUAAACAAAUAAGUAUUGUCAUGUCUGUAUUAUCUAGGAGGCAACAUUUUUGCAGAUGUUUGUUUUAAAGAGACAGUACUGUAUCUCCUCCCCGGUAGUGCACUGCAGCCUUCUACAUCAUGUGACUGUCUGUGCCCCAUCAUCCCAUCCAUCAUGGAUGUUGUAGUUCUUAGCUGUCCCUCUGUUGUAGUUUUUCCCCUAAUCUACAAUUGCUGUUUGCGGGUAUUCUCUUCCUCUCUCUCUGGACAGACUGAAGAAAAACACCACCGCCUCCCUUUAUCUGGAUCUCAUCCUCAACUCCUUUUAUUUAUCUGCUCAUUAACUCCUCUCCAUUAUUAGCCAUUAUCGUCUACUUCAUUCACAUAAUCUUUCUCUGUCACCCUCUUAUUGUUCAUGUAGUUCAGUUUCAUCUUGGUUCAUUUUGACUGUACAUGUUAUUACACCCGAGUGGUGCAAGCUACUGCAUCUCAGUGGUAGACUUCACUACAGACCCUGGUUCGAUUUCAGGCUGUAUCACAACCGGCCGUGAUUGGGAGUCCCAUAGGGUGGCCCACAUUUGGCCCAGCAUCGUCCGGGUUAGGCUGUCAUUGUAAAUAAGAAUUUGUUCUUAACUGACUUGCCUUAAAAAAUAUAUAUAUAAAAACCCUAGCCACCCCCUUCUCCCCUUCAUACACACACUCAGACGGGGUACUGUCUCUUCUAAAUGAAUCCAUAAAUGUUUUAGACAUUUCAAUGAGGUCCCAUGCAUGUUGGACAUUCGCAAGCUUCCAUGCCGUCUGUCCGUGUUCCCCCAGUGUCCUGCUGUAACAUCCUCCCAACUGAAAACCAACAUUCCACACAUCUGGAAGACUCCACUUGACCAAGGGAGGAAGCAAGGGGAACAGGAAAUAACCAACUAAAAGAACCUUGACACCUAUGCACAUACCUUGGCAUUUCAGAUGACAUUUCUAAAACCAGAUUUUUCCAAAUCGACCAUGGUAUCAAUGUGUUUGUAAAAACACAUGUGUGGUAGAACUUUAUAAUUACUCCACGUAAUAAACAUUUAAUGGAUUAGUAAAUAGUAUACAAAGGUGUAUACAAAGGAGUAAUGAUUCACAAAUGAAUAAAUGUAAGUAACCUAGUUAUUCAUACACAACUUUAAGUAUUUAAUGAUUCAUAAGAUCAUAAGUUGUUUAAAAUAGGACCUUAUAAACCAUUUACUAAUUAUUAGUAACUCUUUUUGCAUGGCCUCAUCUAAAGUGUGGGCUAUUGAUACUUUAAUGUUUUGAGUGCAGUAUAAUUUCUCACAAAAAGAUGGACAUUGGUAGAGACAUUCCAGCAGUAUCUGAUGCUCCUCAAGGCCUUAAAAUGGCCCCUAUAACAUAUCAAUGGUGAAACAAUAAGCACACAAUAGAGAUCAAAUAUAUUGAACAUUUUAUUCCAUCUAUUUAUCCAUCCACGUAUUAAAUAUUGCGUAAUUUCGUCAGCUGUGUGAAUAAGUUCUGGGUUUAUAUGUAUUAGAAAUUGGAAGUACCGGUUUGCAAAGUCUCCACCCUGGCAAAAAUAAACUUGGUUUGCAUUCGCAAGCCUAACAACAAUAGCAAAAUAUUCACAAUACAACUCUUCCUCAAGUCCUUGCAACGGUUGUGUGACAACAGUUCUUGUGAAUAAUGUUCAAUAUAGUUAUUUUAACAUCCCUUUGUUUUAUGCCUAUUGUUUCACCAUUGAUAUGUUCUAGGCUAUUUUGAGGCCUUAAGAAGCAUCAGAUACUGCUGGAAUGUCUCUACCAAUGGCAUGUCCAUCUUCUUGUGACAAAUUAUACUGCACUCAAAACAAAGUAUUUAUAAAGUACAAAUAGCCCACACAUUAGAUGAGGCCACGCAAAAAGACAAAUUAUUAUUAAAGAGUUCAUAAGGACCUAUAUUAAACAGCUUAUGAAUGGAUUAAUGAUGAAUAAACUAUUUACUAAUCCAUUAAUGCUUUAUCACGUGUAGAUAUUAUAAAGUUCCACCAAAAUUGUCUGUGAUUUGUUGUAUAAGAUAAUCAAGAGGGGAGGGGAUAAAAUUACAACUGAUUGCUGAUUUGCCAUUUCAGAAAUGUGUUGUCUGAGAGUAUUUCAAUUAAGUUUAAUCAAUGAAAGAUGAAUGCUGAUUUGUAUUCUGCAACUGUAUAACUAUAUGGAAAGGAUAUUUACACUACGUUUUGCAAGGUGAAGUCUUUGCAACGGAAUAGGAGGUAGUUUGUGCAUCUGAAUAACCGUGUAUAUGAAAUAUGACUGAUGAUAUGAUUGCCCCAGUGUAAAAUAGUCUACAAUGAUAAAGUUCUUCCGUAUGAACAGUUUUUUUCACAUAUAUUUCCUUUUAUGUGUUGGAAAAAGUAA
Molecule: messenger RNA, 6330 nt
Organism: Oncorhynchus kisutch (coho salmon)
Lineage: Eukaryota; Metazoa; Chordata; Actinopteri; Salmoniformes; Salmonidae
Product: peripheral plasma membrane protein CASK
Exons: 29
Coding region: 731-3703 (990 amino acids)
Biological process (GO): protein phosphorylation
Molecular function (GO): ATP binding; protein binding; protein kinase activity
Source: RefSeq, a predicted model, not a curated record